AUGAAAAUAAGCGGAACCAAAGCGCAGCACACACAAGAGGAAGCAGAUGAUGACUUUGGGGAUUUUAAUAAGAUGCUAGGGCAGGAACUUGAUGGAAGCCCCUCAGACAGCGAGAAUGAGGAAGAGAACGAGGAGUGCAGUGCGUCUGAGGAAAGCCGCCCAGACUGCAGCAGUGAAGGCGCUGACAUAGAAGAAGAACUUUUGAAGCUGGAUGAAAUGAACAAGCAGCAAGAGGAGAAACAAAGUGUGCCUGUUCAGGUUGAAGACAUGACAAGCACGUACAGACUGCUUGCUACAAUGCACAAGGAAGGCGCAGCUGGUGUGCUUGACCCAAGUGAGUACGAGUUUUUAAAGAUAUUUAGUGACCCGAAUGCAGAGCAAAUCCUGCAAGACCAGGCAAGUGAUCUGAUCAGGCAGGUGGAAGCCCUGUUUAAAACACCCGUGUACAAGAAACUUAAUAAACAGAAACUUCUGCGGCAGAGGAUAAACCACAGCAUAUCAGAAAAAACAAAGCAGUACUUGAACAAAUAUGAUGACAUGCCCUUCAUAGUGAGCAUAACCAAGGACUUCUGCUACAAAACAGGAACAAAGCUCUUUAGGAAGAAAACAGGCGGAAAGCACAUCCCAAAAAUAAACAGAAAGACGUAUGAUAAGAUGGUCGGGUUCUGUGUGCCUGUAGGAGAGUAUAAGUGGUCAGAAGAAAAGAACGAAGAGUUCAUUAAUUGUGUGCUUAGAAGGUAA
Molecule: messenger RNA, 741 nt
Organism: Nematocida ausubeli
Lineage: Eukaryota; Fungi; Microsporidia
Exons: 1
Coding region: 1-741 (246 amino acids)
Source: RefSeq, a predicted model, not a curated record